Messenger RNA from Penicillium chermesinum, 474 nucleotides. RefSeq lists its product as uncharacterized. Bases 1 to 474 code for a protein of 157 amino acids. Lineage: Eukaryota; Fungi; Ascomycota; Eurotiomycetes; Eurotiales; Aspergillaceae. The transcript has a single exon. The record is from RefSeq and is a predicted model, not a curated record.
AUGAGAUUAUUGGAAAAGCUCAAGUUCAAGAAGGCUGGGCAAAUUGCUGGACUGAAUCGAGAUAUUGACACUGAAAAAUACCUUCACCUUCAGGAAUCAGCCUUUGACGUGGAGAAAGCUAGUGUGGGGGAGAAACCCGUUGAGACUGAGAAGUCUCUUGACUCUCAAAAUGUCAGUCCCGGCCAUGAGGCCAAAUUGACUCCACGCAGUACUUCACUUUCCCGAAAGAUCCUUGCGAAUCAAAGCCUUGGGAUGAUCUACACUCAAGUCCCAUUUGAUAAAAGUAUCCAUCGGCAGCAGGACAAGGUAUGGGACUGCCUCGAAGGCCAAUAUGUGGCAAAAGACCAGAUGAAAUGGUACCUACGCAAGGUCAGCGCCCGCUGUGCUUUAUUCCCUGCAUGUCUUAUUAAUUCCAGGCUUAGGGAGACCUCAUGUCCGGGAAAAGUUCCCUCAGCUACGGUUGGCGCAGGCUAA